Messenger RNA from Yarrowia lipolytica CLIB122, 1020 nucleotides. NCBI's taxonomy places the organism in Eukaryota, Fungi, Ascomycota, Dipodascomycetes, Dipodascales. The record is from RefSeq and is a predicted model, not a curated record.
AUGCUCCACGCCACACAGAACAGCUCAGAUUGCCUCUUCUCCGAGCUCGACAGUGAUACCGACACAGACAAACCACUGCUUCACGAUACCUCACACACCGUUCGUUUCUGCGAACCCCAGACCAAGCGGCGCAUGGGCUUCCGCAAGUGGUUUUCUAGGACCAGCAAUGAGAAGAGGCCUCUCAUAGACCGCAUCACCACACCCAUGGACGAGAUUUUGACCGACGAACCGCCCACGACUACAGACGCUUUGACUUCUCCUCCACGUGGCAGAAAAUACAGAGACCAUCAGAGAGAAGAGUAUGAACGAAGACAGCAUUAUGAGAGGACGCGAGAACGGGACAGAGACAGGGACAGAGAGGGAGAUAAGUACAGUGUUCCCCGGAGACAGCUUCAGGACUCUGCUCGUUGGCAUGAACAUGUCAGACAACAGCAACCUCACAUACAUCAAGCACACCAGAUACCAUACCAGAUACCAUACCAGAUGCCACCAGGGCUGAGGCAACAUAUGCAUCCUGCGUAUCUUCAGCCACGACAGAUCAGCCAGACGCCAGACGCCAUAUCGGGAUACCCCAACCAGUCGUUACUGCGACCAAUGUCUCAGGUGAUUGAACCGCGAUACAUACGGACAGAGGGAUUCCCUGUACCACCAGUGAAGUACGCACAGGUCCCCCAGGGAAUGAAAGCGGAGAUAAUGGAGCUGAAGGACGAUGCUGGAAAUGAUAAGAAUGAGGAAAAGAAGUAUGCCAAGGAUAAGAAGGACGACAAGAAGAAGGAAAGCGAAAGUCCGCAAAUGCAGUCAAAUAUUGAGAAGAUGGUCAAGAACGCGUUACAGAACCAUCGCCCGGCAGUCUACGAGACUCUUGUUCGGAUGAACUCGUUUGUCCUUUCGCUUAAGUUAGCCCUCUGUAUAGCCUGUGUGGCUUUUUAUCCACUGGUAGGUAUUCUUCUCAUUGUGGUUCUUUUUGGGUCUGAGAUCUUGCUUGAACUAGCUAUAAAGUGUGGUCCUGACAGGAGUUAG